Molecule: messenger RNA, 1127 nt
Organism: Dimorphilus gyrociliatus
Lineage: Eukaryota; Metazoa; Annelida; Polychaeta; Dinophilidae
Source: the annotation of a GenBank genome assembly
ACUAUGAUAGAAAAUCGAGCAUGAGUGCCAAAGUUGUAACAACAGAUGCACUAUCAAGCGACAGCGAUAUUGGUAAAGUUUGAUUUGUUCUCAUAAAAUAUAAGAUUUAAUUUUUUGCUGCCAGAAUCUUUAAAUUUGAUUACUUCCCCUGAUAUAUAUUAACAAUAAUCUUAUUAAUUGUACUAAAAAGGGAGCGAUAAUACAGACGAAUUGCUGUCUGAUCAAAAAGAUGAAGUUCAGGAGCCAAAAGAAAAGUCCGGCUUGGCAGAUGUUAUGUCAAAAAUUCUCAGUAAAAACAUUCCUGAUUCAAAGAAGAGUGUUAUACUAUCGAAAGCUAGGACAGAUAAGCAGAUCUUUAAGGCAAAGUUAAAAAGAAGACAAGAUGACACCGAUGACAGUGAUAGCGAUAAUGAAUAUCAAAGGAAGCAAAAAAAACUUGAAUGGAAGAAGAUGGCGAGGACAAAACCGAAACCUCUAGAUAAAGAAAAGGAGCGAACUCUGGCAAAAAUAGCUACAAGAGGCGUCGUCCAACUAUUCAAUGCUGUACGGUCACAGCAAAAGCAGACUGAAGAGCGAUUAAUGAAUGCUUCAACGGAAGCAAAAAAAGAUCAAGUUUUAAAAGAUACAAAGCGUAAGGGCACUUUUAUCGAUAUGUUAAAGAAUGAGAAACCGAACAAAGAGGGUGCUAAAAAAUGGAAAGCUUUGAAAGAAGAUCUUUCAAUGGAAUCUGCUAAUAUGAAAGACUGGUCGGAUGAAAAUGGCGAAGAAAGCGAUGAAAAUGAUGAAAUAACCGAUGAGGAUGAUAAUAGUGAUGAUGGUGACGAUAAUGAAGAAUUAGAGGAUGACGAAUAGGAUAAAAAAUAAGAGUAAACUUUUCUCAAGUUUAUGUUGAAUUAUGUAAAUAUAUUCUAAUGUAUAUUGUUGUUUUCUUCUCUCUUUUUUUUAAGAAUAAUAAUUAUACUUGGGUACUAGUUCAAACUUUGCUGGAGUUUUAAACGUAAAGGAGGAACUAAUGCCCUCCUUUUUGGUUUAUUGCAAGAUUGUAAUUUUCGUAACGUCGGUUCAGAUACAGCUUUUUUAAUAUUUCCAAUAUACGCAAGAUGGCGCAUCGAUAUAUUGUCCAAACA